AUGGCUUCGAAAAAGACGAAAGCAGCUACCCCUGCUGCCGAUGACAACCUCGACGAGCUCUUUGAGGGCAUUGGCGAUGACGCCAAGUCCAAAAAAACGACCAACCCCAAAGCCAACAAACCCACCUCGGCAGCCUCAAAGGCCAAGGGAGAUGACGAUAUCCUGGCCGACCUCGAGUCUCAACUUGCGUCCGAGCAGUCCUCAUCGCGCCCGCAUACUCCCCGAGGUGUGAGACGGGCCGCUGGGACACCCCCUGUUGGUGACGACAAGGCCGCAGCAGCUGCUGCCCGCAAGUCGACCGACAGCGCAAGAAGCUUGAGGGCGAGCUUCACACCUAGCGCCACCAGCUCUGAGCUUCACGAUGCUGAGAAGAAGGGCACUGUCGAGCAGGUUCAACAACAGCAGAGCGGUGGUUGGUGGGGUGGCAUCCUCUCAACUGCUACCGGCGUAAUGAAGCAGGCUGAAAAUGCCUACAAAGAGAUGCAACAUAAUGAAGAGGCCAAGAAAUGGGCUGAUCAAGUUCGAGGCUUGUCAGGAGGCAUCGACGUCGGCGCGUUGCGCAACUACGGAGAUGAGCUUCGAAGCCGGGCUAUGCCCACGUUUACCAACAUUCUACAUACCCUUGCGCCGCCUAUUAGCUCUCACGAGAGACUGAUGAUUCACAUUACCCACGAUCUUGUCGGUUACCCGUCCAUGGACCCCUUGAUUCAUGGCGUUUUCUCUCGUGUCAUGUCACAAGUCGAAGGUGGUGAUUUGCUCGUUGUCCAGCGAGGACACGAGAGCAGCUCUCGACGCUACAGUGACGGUUCUGCUGGCUGGCGAGAUGGUCCCUGGUGGCGCCAGACUGACGGCCCUCGGGAACUUGGCCUUGUCAAGGGCAUGGUGGAGGGCACCAAGCUGUGUCGUGCCGGCGCUGAAUCAUAUGCGAAUGAAUACUUUGCCGCCCACGGAGGCAUCGAAGCGGCCAAGACCCGAGCUACAGAAGAUUUGAGCGAGAGCAACCCUGUGCGGACUUCCGACAUCUUCUUGUCCGUGCAGGCCAUCUCGGUGGACGCCGACAAGACGUUAUUCGCUGGCUCAGCCUCAGCAGAGAAGGAGAAAGAAGCAUCCGCCGUGAAGGAGCAAGAAGAGGAGGAUGAGCAUGUCUGCUUUGCCGUCUAUGUCCUUGACCCGGUCCACGAAAUUGAAUUCUCUACAGUCAGCCAGAGCAUUCCUUCAAAAUGGAUUCGCUGGCUCGAUGCUGCCACGCCACUGACGCCUGGGUCUAAUGACGGAACCCAGGAUACACCCUUUGACGGCGGCAUUCCCGAUGAUAUCAAAGAUAUUAUUGAGAGCGGUGGUGUUGACCCCCGCGAGUGGGUUGCUGAAUGGAUUGAAGAUACACUAAACCUGUCAGUUGGCAUUGUCGCUCAACGAUACGUCGCAAGGCGAAUGGGUGUUGGUGAGGGCGGCCUUGGACGCGGCAAGAAGAGGGUGGAAGAGCUCGUGGACGCCAACGCGGGCGAAGUAGCAAGAGCCGGGCUAAUUUAG
This is a messenger RNA of Pochonia chlamydosporia 170, 1530 nucleotides long. Its product is annotated as maintenance of telomere capping protein 1. Bases 1 to 1530 code for a protein of 509 amino acids. The record is from RefSeq and is a predicted model, not a curated record. The transcript has 2 exons. Lineage: Eukaryota; Fungi; Ascomycota; Sordariomycetes; Hypocreales; Clavicipitaceae.